AUGGAAUCACUUAUUCGAGGCUCGCUCUGGAUAAGGUAUGUCGCGGUAUUUAUCUGUCUGUAUGUCAGCCUGAGAAGAACAUCUGCCGUCACCCACUACUCCAUACCAGAAGAAAUGGAGGUAGGGUCGGUGGUGGCCAACCUGGCGACAGAUCUAGGGCUAGAUGUUAAGUCUUUAACGAAACGUAAGGUGCGGUUAGACGUUAUCGCCAACAGGAAAUAUGUGGACGUGAACAGAGAGACUGGCGAACUAUAUAUUUUGGAAAGGAUUGAUCGAGAGAUUCUGUGUCCUGUUAAAAUGACGACUUCGAACUGUUUUCUUAAACUGGAUGCAACCAUCGAGAAUCCCAUACGAAUGUUCAACAUCGAAUUAGAAAUAACUGACAUUAAUGACAAUGCACCCCACUUCCGUAGAGACACCAUGCAUUUAGAUAUUUCUGAGUCUACUCCGACAGGCGAGAGGUUUUCUCUUAACAAUGCUGUUGAUCCUGAUUUCGGCACAAAUUCAAUUAACACAUACCGUUUAAGUGAGAGCGAACAUUUCACUAUUGAGAUACAAACAGGAAGAGAUAGUUCAAAAUUUGCCGACUUGAUUCUGACAAAACCCUUGGACAGAGAAAAGACCGCAAUGUAUAAUCUGAUACUCACAGCUUUAGAUGGCGGAGUCCCCACGCGCUCUGGCACAGCAAGUAUCAUUGUUCGUGUGUUAGACACAAAUGACAAUGCACCUCAGUUCGACAAAGACAGCUACACCAUAAACAUAUCAGAAAAUGCGCCUAUUGGUAGCCUUGUGGUUAAAUUAAAUGCAACAGAUUUAGAUGAAGGUUCCAACUCAGAGGUUGAAUACUCGUUCAGUCUGUAUACAUCAGAAAAGACUCAGGAAACAUUUGGCUUAAAUCCCACUAAUGGCGAAAUUCGUGUGAAAUCCAUGAUCAAUUAUGAAGAUUUCAAAAUCUAUGACAUGGAGGUUAUAGCCAAGGAUAAAGGCACUAAUACCCUGUCCAGCCAAUGUAAAUUAACCAUCUUGGUGACCGAUAUGAAUGACAAUCAUCCAGAAAUAUCUAUAAAGUCCUUCCAGAGUCCAAUUAAGGAAGAUGUAGAUGUAGACACUGUUAUUGCAGUGGUUAGUGUCGGUGAUAAAGACUCAGGAGAAAAUGGCAUUGUGGACAUUCACAUUUCUGACAAGCUACCAUUUUCACUGAAAAAGUCAGCUGAUAACUACUAUGAGCUUGUGGUUUCUAAACCAUUAGACCGGGAAACAGUGCCAGAGUAUGAUAUAACAUUUACAGUUACUGAUAGGGGCUCCCCACCAUUGUUCGAUAAUGAAACCAUAACGCUAGAGUUGUUAGACGUGAAUGACAACGUCCCGCUAUUCCCCAAGUCAUUCUGCACUAUUCAAGUUAUGGAGAACAACGCACCUGGGGCGCUGCUAAGUUCACUGACAGCGUUUGAUCCAGACCUCCACGAAAACCAGUACUUAGUGUAUUUUAUCUUAGAAAAGGAAAUUGCGAACACGUCCAUGUCCAUGCUGUUCUCCAUCAACCCAGAAAAUGGCAACCUUUACGCGCUGAAAACCUUUGACUACGAGAUAGAGAAAGAGUUUCUUUUCCACAUUGAAGCAAGGGAUUCCGGUGUCCCUCCCCUCAGUAGUAACGUUACAGUUCAUAUUAUUAUAAUGGACCAGAACGACAACACACCUAUUAUUGUGUCUCCGUGGCGCGCGCACGGCUCCGUGGUUGAGGAAAAGAUUCCAAGAUCCACAGACAAAGGAUCUCUGGUGUCCAAAGUUAUCGCCAUUGAUACAGACUCCGUGUUGAACUCUAGAAUCACGUAUCAGUUCCUGCAGAACACCGACGCUACCUUAUUUAGUCUGGACCAAUAUAACGGCGAGAUUCGGACCAUGAGGAUGUUCAGUUACAGAGAUGCGCGUCACCAGCGCCUGGUGGUGAUAGCAAAAGACAAUGGAGAACCCGGUCUAUCUGCCACAGUCACAAUCAAACUCUCAACUGUGGAAACAGCCCUGAAAUCCUACUCUGACUUGACUGAGGUGCCUUUGGAAUAUGACAUAUUUUUGGACUUGAAUCUUUAUUUGGUGAUUGGACUGGGCUCAGUGUCAUUUCUGUUACUGAUCACCAUACUGGUCACCAUCGUGCUGAAGUGCCAGAAACCCAAACACAGCAAAGCAGCUCCUCCCAGUAGGAACAGUGUGGCCAGUGACAGGAACUCAGCCUUCGCAGAUUCAACACUCGUCUCCAAUGACGCAUACUGGUACAGUAUGUUCCUAGCGGAGACGCGUAAAGGGAAACUGGUUGUGAGACAGCCAGUUCCAAAAGGGUCGAGGUACGUUGUGUCCAGCCUACCGAGAAGCACGGGCCUGUCCGAACCCACUGACUCAGCAGCCUCUACACUUCAGUACUCAAAAUGAGAGCGAUCCCUUCCCACAGCUGGAGGCGUCCACCACCACCAGCAGCAGCUCCUCAUGAGGCCUCUCUUGGCUACGCUGACGCCGGAGUGACUUCAGGAGGAUCGCAAAAAACCCCGCCAAAUCGCCGACCCCUACCCACCCUGUCCCUGUCCAGCCCUGCCCGGAUGAGCUGACCAACCAGGAGGACCCUGGAGGCCAUCUGCCCCUUUUCCUGCACACUCAUACCUCCCCACGCACCUACAUGGGACUCAGUAGCACAUCCGUCGUCCCCCCGACCCCCCCCCGUCCAUCACCGCUGCCGGGACUGCCCGCCCUCACUGCCCCUCGCUGCCCUGGAACGCGCCGCCACUGCCCACAAAUCAGAGCCUGUUCAUCCCGCCAGUGUGCCCGCAUGACCCCUGCGUACGUCAGAGACUGACGCGCUUAUGGCCCUUUCAUGUUCCACCAUGACGACGCUGGAGAGAGGACUAUUGGGAACGGACUGGUUUUGGGAACGACAUCGCUGAAAAAAACUACAAAACCCACCAUGCUGCAGGGAUGCAGAGAGGAGUAUGGGAUUAUCUUCCUGGUGGGGAACCGCAUCUGAUGACCUGAAAUGAAAUGUCCCCUUCAUCUGGUUCGUAAAGGUGGUGAGCUGGGGAGGGAUUGGGAGGAGUGUAUGUGUACAAAAAAAAUGAGGGAAAAAAAAGAAAAGUAUGAAAAUAACUGAAAUAUAGAAAAAAAAGGGUAGCUUCAGACUAUGUAGUAUUACUGUUUCCAGAUCAUUAAGGGACAUGUUUCUGUGAAUUGCCUGCAGAUAUCAGUAACAUAUGACCACCUAGCUCCUCACAUACUCAUGCCAGUUUGUAAUGCCACUAAACACCCACCACAUUUGCUCAUAGACCCUAAUGUAAGCACAGUCUGACGCCAGUAUUUUAUGAAAAUGAGCCAUUUUUAUGUUCAUACAUGAAUGAUGUCAGUUAAAAAGAAUCAGGCCACUCAGACUCACAUGAUUUCUUCUGCACUGGACACACUCACUACAAAAAAAAAUGACACUCUGUCUCUAUCUCUCUCUGUCUCUCUCUCUCACUGCACACUGCAUCUUACUCCACACUGAAUGCGCCCUUUCUUCAUGUCUGAGUCUGUGUAUUCUCAUGCCAUUCCAUUCCUUGUUCAUUCUCUCCCUCUUUCUCUUCUUCAGACUAAAUGUACUCUUUCUUCAUAUCUGUGAGCCUCUCUGUAUUCUCAUGCCAUCAGCUCUGUCUCUUUCUCUCUUGCACGCAAACCAAGGCACACAAAGUGCUUUGCUGUUCCACUUUUUAAAUAUUCAUAAACUACUCACCACUGAGUGAGGGGCCAGAUUGAUUUUUAGCGAAUCUGGAGGCCAACUGUUCUGUUGUUACUUACUCUCAGCCAACAGCUGGUACAACCAGUUCAGUUCAGUCAGGCCAAUUGACUGGGUGCUAAGAGGACAAGCUCGGACAGGGAUUGACCAGUGGACGAUUGACCAGUGGACGAAUGCCAGAGAGUGGUCCCUGUCCCAGCUUGUUCAAGCAAGACUUUUAAUUUGGUUUAAAACCAUUCUAAUCUCCAUGGCAUGUACAAGCAGUGAUUGGGCCCGAUGGUUUCCUCGGCUUUUGAGUCAAACUCAUUAUGAUUACCAUGGUAACCGCUCGUUUUAACACGUUUUUUUUUCUCCCCUUUAAUCUCUUUUUUUCUGUGCGACUGUUAAAGCGAUUAUCUGAUUGUUGGGAAUGUGACUUUAAUGUGCUUUGAUUAUAUGGUAAUGCUUCAUCAUUACAAGAAAAGAUGGUAGUGUGCAAUGUACUAAACCUGUCCAGUUUGCUGAUUCAUUUUUUUUUAAAAAUAUAUAUGUUUGUUUUUUAUAUACAAAAAGAUGGCAGUUAGUAUGAAAAUGCUAGAUAUUUUGUAACAUUGACCCUAACUGCAACUGCUGCUUUACUUUAUUGUGUACGCUUCUGAAAGUGCUUUGUGUAUGGUAUUCUACUCGUGGUGCAAUAUGUAGGUGUCUUCUUUUCUUUUAAAUGCAGUAUUAUACUGUGUUGUUUUAAUGCUACGCUGUCCCUUCAGCAGUCAUGGUUAUGCUUAUGAAUUUUUAUAGAUUUCCUGGUAAAACGAGCCGAGGGGUCUGGAAGCUCUCUCAGGCCCAACAGGGACACACAGGGCCUCACCAGAGCGCUUCUCAGCUUUGAACUCUGUUGCGCAACUGGGGAAGGAGAACGCAAGAGAGAGAGAGAGAGAGAGAGAGAGGAGGGGAGAGUGAUGGUGCGUGAGCUGUGUGUACAAGAUAAACAGCAGGGGUCCAGUAAUUUUCCAGCCAAUUUUCACAAAACCGAGUUCUUGCGCAAGACGCGCUAACUCUUGGCAGAUGCUGAGGCUACUGCAGCUGGAACUGGGUCUCUCUCUCUCUUUCUCACACACUCUCUCUCUCUCUCUCUCUCACACACACACACACACAGCUCAUGAAAGCCACAGUUUUUCAUUUAACUUGAAGCUUUUUUUCCCACUGAUAUCGGAAAAUGGAGCACCUAGGCUAUUUAUAAAUAUCAGAGGGAACGCUGAUUUUCAUGACAGCCACCGGAGGAGUUCACUCCAUCCUCCCAGGCAGCCCUGAUGUGACCUGUCUGUUUGCCUGCAGUGGGUGGAGGUGGGGGCUGAGUAAUUGUAUUACUGCACUGCAUGGCCUCAAUGAUCUUUUUAAAGUCUGUGUGUGUGUGUGUGUGUGUGUGUGUGUGUGUGUGUGUGUGUGUGUGUGUGUGUGUGUGUGUGUGUGUGUGUGUAAAGGGACUAAUUCAGGCCCAGCCCAGAACACAUGGGGCCUGAGACAGCUUCUUCGACCCUGACUGCUUCAGCUGGUAGUUUUGUGUACAGUGUUGUCUUCUAACUACACACGUGGGGGAAAAAAAGGGAAAUAACAAUAAAUAAUACUAAAAAAAAGCAACAAGCUGUGGAGUAUGAUCCACAAUUUCAUCACUUCGUUUUACUCUACAAUAGAAAUAUAGAAACAUUUGAUGUCAAGUGUGAUUGCCCCUUUCAGUGGGCCGGUAUGUUAAUGCAUUUUCUUGCUACAGACAUGUAGGGAAAUGGUCUUGGAAAGCACUAUCAACUGAGACGCAUUUGGGUCAUUUGGGCUGCACAGAAAGUCUUGUCCAAGUCUUGCUUUUAUAAGGUAUUGGUACCCAUGGCAGAGACAGCAUUGAGGGUUUAGGAAAGGGUGCAUUGCUCUGAUGUAAUAGCUGUUUAUUCUGUAUAAUGGUGACUGUAUUACAGCUAAAAUCAAAUUGAUCUAUGUUAUGAUCAAUGUUGGUAAAAGAAACCACCUAGCUCUGAUGUUUGGUUAUUAAUGAGCUGUGAUAUGUCUAUGCCUGCCUUCACAUGUGUGUCUGUUUGUGUCCGAGUGUGAGAGGCAGUGUAUGUGUGUGAGAGAGAGAGAGUGUGUGUGUAGAAUGCACAAGCAUGUAAGCGUGGUGUUUGUUUGGGUGGAUGAAGAUGAGGUCAUCUUGAGGAUGGUGUCACAAUGAGAAGCGAUAGGAAUGACCUGGAGAUGGUGUCUCAUUUCUACAUGAACAAUCUUUUUAUUAAAAUGACAACUAUACUGUAUGUAGCUAUUGGUAAUAAUCAGAUACUGUUUAGCAUUACACAUAUUAAACUGUAAAUAUUACUGUGUGAAUAAAGCUUUAAAAUGA
Sardina pilchardus (European sardine) is the source of this 6110-nucleotide messenger RNA. RefSeq names its product protocadherin alpha-C2-like. The record is from RefSeq and is a predicted model, not a curated record. Lineage: Eukaryota; Metazoa; Chordata; Actinopteri; Clupeiformes; Clupeidae. Gene Ontology annotation, cellular component: plasma membrane. The transcript is spliced from 3 exons. Gene Ontology annotation, molecular function: calcium ion binding. Bases 1 to 2424 code for a protein of 807 amino acids. Gene Ontology annotation, biological process: homophilic cell-cell adhesion.